AUGGCAGAGAAUGGCAAAUGGCAGAUGCCAGGGGAGGAUCCAGAAAAUGGCGCUCCUGUUCUUCCCUACGGCCCCAGUGUGUCGCGUGCCCCGAUUGGGUCUGGCUUACGAUCCGGGGCUUGCCCCCAGAGUCCCUUCUUCUCGACCAACAAUACAAUUAGUUUUCCCUUUUCAGCUUGUUGUGAGGGUUCCUCAUUCCGCGCCCCAGUGAAAAACUCAAUUCUCCGCCUUCCCAUUGGUCCGCAAAAGCACGCCCGGCGAUACAGAUCAGCUUUCCGGCGGCUUUGA
Molecule: messenger RNA, 288 nt
Organism: Aspergillus tubingensis
Lineage: Eukaryota; Fungi; Ascomycota; Eurotiomycetes; Eurotiales; Aspergillaceae
Exons: 4
Coding region: 1-288 (95 amino acids)
Source: RefSeq, a predicted model, not a curated record